AUGUUUGCAUUAGGAUUGAACAGAAGCGUGGUGUGGAGCAAGCCCGUGCGGGCAGCGUCGCGCCGGUUGUUAUCUACAGCCAAGACUACGGUGAGCGAGGAAGAACAAAUUCUAGUCGCGCAGCGUAAGAACAGACCGGUUUCACCACAUUUGACAAUCUACCAACCACAACUAACAUGGUAUCUGUCGUCCAUGCACCGUGUCAGCGGUGUGAUGUUGGGUGGGGUGUUCUACGCUGUGACAAUCGCGUUGGGCGUGUCGACCGUGUUCGGACUGGGGCUCACCUCGGACAAACUGGCCGACUGGUACCAUAACAAGGUACCCAAAUGGAUGGACUACACCGUCAAAGGUGGUGCGGCAUAUUUAUUCGCGUUCCAUUUCGGCAAUGGUAUUAGACACUUGAUCUGGGACACGGGCAAAGAAUUGACCAUCAAGGGUGUGUACAGGACUGGGUACGCGGUGCUCGCCUUGACGGCGGUCGCCGGAACCUACCUGCUGGCUUUGUGA
Lachancea fermentati is the source of this 507-nucleotide messenger RNA. NCBI's taxonomy places the organism in Eukaryota, Fungi, Ascomycota, Saccharomycetes, Saccharomycetales, Saccharomycetaceae. The record is from the annotation of a GenBank genome assembly.